Messenger RNA from Daktulosphaira vitifoliae (grape phylloxera), 1126 nucleotides. RefSeq lists its product as uncharacterized. Bases 1 to 858 code for a protein of 285 amino acids. The transcript has 2 exons. Lineage: Eukaryota; Metazoa; Arthropoda; Insecta; Hemiptera; Phylloxeridae. The record is from RefSeq and is a predicted model, not a curated record.
AUGAGAGAACAAAAUUCGAAUUUCUCACAUGAAGUACAAAAUAAAUUUCAUCCUAGUAACAUAUUACUUUUUGGCUUAUUUACAGACAAAAGGAAUGCAAAUGAAAAAGAUUUACUAACUGGUAGUUUAGACCCUAUGAAUUUACUUAGGAAUGUCCAAAUCAAUGAGAAACUUGAAAAUGGUAAAUUCGCAAAUGUGGCAGUGUUGUUUCAAAUGGUUCAAUUUUUAUUCGAUGUUCCCUGUGUUAUUGCAUACCAAAGGCAAAUUUUAGCUGCUACGAUACAUCCUAUAUAUUCAUGUGUUGGAACAUAUGCGCAAUUACUCAAUAAAAUAUAUUUUAGCAGUUACCAACAUUCGAAUGAAAUAAUAUCUAGAACUAGUAUAUAUAAUAAUAUAUUAUAUAAGUUGGGCAAUUCCAUAAAAGAUUUAUUAAACAAUUUAUUGAGCUUGAAACUAUUUUCAGAAUGCGUUCAACUUCAUUUGGAGGGUACUCUAAUGCAGCUUACUAAAAUUUUUGGAUCAUUACAUGCCGGCAUUAUUCCUAAAUUAUUAUGGACUGAACAGCUAUACCGAAGAUGUGCUAAAUCAAUGACAAUUAAUUUAUUAAAAUUUGACAAUAUAGUGAAUAAUCCAAAAACAUAUAGUAAAAACGAAUGCGAUAACAUAAUAGUCUUGCUCAAAAAUAAAAUCGAAGAUGCUAAUUCGUUUGUUAACGUUUUAAAUCUGUACAAGGAAGAUUACCAUAAUAUUAUAUACCCCAUGCAAAUAUAUAAUAAUACCAUAUUUAAAAAUAAUAUUAAACGUAAUAUUGUAAAAGAAAAUAGUCGUAGUUACCACUUGAAGACUAAUUAUAGUUAAUUUAUACUAAUUAAUCAAAAGAAUAACUUUUUCUAUAGUGGAAAUAACUGCACUUAAAAAAAUAUUUUAAUUAAAGUAUAAAAAUUUCUUAAUUUGAGAAUAAGUAGAACAUAUGUUUUUGUGUUAUUAUAAAAAUAUUAAUAAAGUUUGUUACUGUUAAUUUUAUUUUAAGAUUAUGAUACAAGAUGAUUUUUGUAGCAAGUUAAAAUUUUAUUCAUAUAUUAGUAAAUCAACCAAUGCAAAAUAAAAUUUUUAUUUUUCAUUAAAA